Messenger RNA from Quercus robur (English oak), 1058 nucleotides. RefSeq names its product glycine dehydrogenase (decarboxylating) 1, mitochondrial-like. Lineage: Eukaryota; Viridiplantae; Streptophyta; Magnoliopsida; Fagales; Fagaceae. Gene Ontology annotation, cellular component: mitochondrion; apoplast; chloroplast envelope. The transcript has 7 exons. Bases 121 to 690 code for a protein of 189 amino acids. Gene Ontology annotation, molecular function: pyridoxal phosphate binding; glycine dehydrogenase (decarboxylating) activity; glycine binding. The record is from RefSeq and is a predicted model, not a curated record. Gene Ontology annotation, biological process: glycine decarboxylation via glycine cleavage system.
CCAGAGGCAGAGGUAGCAACUAGCAAAGCAAACCUUUUACGUCGCCGUUUUGCCACCAGAUUAUCGGUGUGGCGGGACAUAAAGAUUCAAUUGCAGCAGAGAAAAAAAUCAAGCAAGGCCAUGGAUAGCAUGCCAACCUUCAAUGCUGAGCAUCUUCAAAGUAAUAUGAAGACUAUCUAUUACAGCCAGACUUUUCUGUCAAUUAUUGGCGGGGUCAUUGCUGGAAUUAUGGGGUUCACAAGCUUGACUGGGUUUAUUUUUUAUUUCCUAAUAAUGGUGAUCACUUCAGUUGGGCUACUAGCAAAGGCAGGGUUUACAGUUCAUUCAUACUUUGAUAGCUGGAACCGGGUUUUACUUGAUGGCUUUUUGGGCGGGCUUAUGAACUAUUACCCCAUUCUUUUACGUGGUGAAAAUGGAACAGUUGCCCACGAAUUCAUUGUUGGUUUAAGAGGAUUCAAGAAGACUGCUGGGUUAGAGCCUGAAGAUGUUGCCAAGCGUUUAAUGGACUUUGGGUUUCAAGGACCUACAAUGUCUUGGCCUGUUCCGGGCACACUUGUGAUUGAACCCACUGAAAGUGAAAGCAAGGCCGAGAUAGACAGGUUUUGUGAUGCUCUUAUUUCCAUUAGAGAACAGAUUGCUCAGAUUGAGAAUGGAAAAGCAGAGGUCCAGUGGUCCACAACAAUGUCCUGAAGGGCGUGUGGAUAUUGUAUGUGCAUGGUGACUGCAACCUUGUCACCCUUCUCCCAGCAUCACAUGUUGUUGAACAAGCACAGCGGCAGCCACUGCCAAGUCUUCCUCAUCAUGCUUCUUGCUGCAAUGUUUCUCUAUGAAACCGUUCACAUCUCCCUCUCAUUGUAUAUAAAUGUUUCCUUCAUUAAAGUCCUUCACAGCUGGUGACUUUCAUUUUCCUAAUACCAUAUUGAUAAUGAUCCGCUGUUUUAAUAACAAUUGUUUCUGAUUGCAACCCAAAGUGUUGUAAUUGUAAUUUACAUCAUUCUCCCUCCUCUUUUGGGUCUUUGCCAAUAUUAAGCAGAAGCUAAAUGCUCAACCUAUGUUAA